Molecule: messenger RNA, 1017 nt
Organism: Suillus fuscotomentosus
Lineage: Eukaryota; Fungi; Basidiomycota; Agaricomycetes; Boletales; Suillaceae
Exons: 6
Coding region: 332-997 (221 amino acids)
Molecular function (GO): hydrolase activity
Source: RefSeq, a predicted model, not a curated record
CAUCAUCAAAUCUGCUUACUACAGCGCGGGAAGACUCCAGAACCCUCCCGUUCGUUCGACUUCGGUGACUCGUUCUCAUUUCUAAAUUCUGAUUCGCCCUAGCCAAGCUGGAUCUUCUGCUUUGAAGAAAUCGCUCAUUAUUUCUCGUACGUAUCCAUAAAAUCUAUGUAUGCUGAUUUUAUUUUCAAGUCUUCUUUAUUACAAGACAACGCCGGUGGGCGACGCAGGGGCACGUAAGUCGCUACCUUCCGUGGUUACCAGUUGUACGGACGUACAAAUGGUUUACAUGCAUUGUCUCGACAUCUUUCUAUUUUCUCAUCCCUGACACAGAAUGACCCCUCAGCUCAGUCAGCACUGUUUCACCGCUGUCUCCUCUCCCACUCUGGUACUCCAGUGGGCCGUCGGCUAUCAGGAGAAGAUCAUUAAUAUACAGACGUAUGCAUUUGAGCUCACAAACGCAUCCAAGUCCAACGGCGCCAUCCUCUACUUUUCGGAUUUCUUCGAUCCUUUGUUCAUCAACAACCAGCUCAUCAUGGACUAUUAUGCUCAUCAUGUGCUCGACUUUGACCACUUCUUUGGCGAACCUAUCCAUGAUUGCAUGGAUAGACCAGGCUUCGACAGGCCGGCGUGGAUAGAAAGGGCAUUUAGUAACGCUAACACCCAUACCUGCCCAUGGGCUGACGCUGUCGUGAAGAAAUACGGCUCAGGCAUCAAAUACCGUGCUGUUGGCCUUUGCUUUGGCGGACCGCAGGUGUUCAAGCUUGCCAAGGAAGGUAGCUUAAUUAUCUGUGAUGCAAUCGCUCACCCUGCUACUCUCUCCGAUGAUCUGAUGGAGAUCAGCGAAUGUGGCUUCCCAAUGCUCUUUUCCUGCGCUGAAACUAAUCACACGUUCCCCAAAGAGACACGUCGGAAGGUUGAAAACAGGCUUGCCGAGCACAAGAAGACAUACCACUUCCAUAUUUUCAGUGGCGAGUCAUGGAUUUGUGACCAGAUGUGAUCAGAACGUGGGCAAUGCGU